Molecule: messenger RNA, 2115 nt
Organism: Colletotrichum truncatum
Lineage: Eukaryota; Fungi; Ascomycota; Sordariomycetes; Glomerellales; Glomerellaceae
Product: mitochondrial carrier
Biological process (GO): L-glutamate transmembrane transport; malate-aspartate shuttle; aspartate transmembrane transport
Molecular function (GO): L-glutamate transmembrane transporter activity; calcium ion binding; L-aspartate transmembrane transporter activity
Source: RefSeq, a predicted model, not a curated record
AUGAGCAAAGCAGCCACCGUCAAGGAGGCUGUCAAGGAAAGUCUUCUUGGUGCCGAGGAGCCCGUCCAGCUCUCUGCGCAGACUAAGGCCAGAUUUGUCGCCAAUGCCAUCAAAGAUGAGUCAACAGGAGAGCUCCUCAUGGGGCCUGAACAGUUCAUCAGCGCCGUUGCGCCCACGGAUGAGGACUAUCACAAAAUCAAGCGCGAACAGUACGGCAUUCUGUUUGGCGUCGCCGACCGUAGAGACGCGGGCAAGAUUACCCUCUCCGAAUGGGCUGCCUUCGAGAACUUGUUGAUGAAGCCCGACGCCGAGUACGAGAUUGCUUUCCGCCUCUUCGAUGUCGAUAGGACUGGAAACGUCAAGUAUGAGGAUUUCCGAAAGCUUUAUGAGCUCAACAAGGGACCCGACAGCAUCCCCUUCGACUGGGAGUGCGAAUGGGCCAAGCUAUACAUUGGUAGCAAGAAGAAGCGCCACCACAUGGACUACCCCCAAUUCUCCCAGAUGUUGCGAGGGCUCCAGGGCGAGAGAAUUCGCCAGGCCUUCCAGCUUUUCGACAACGACGGCGAUGGCUUCAUCAAUCCCGAGGACUUCGAGCGCAUCAUCCGCGAGACCUCCAAGCACAAGCUCUCCGAUCACUUGCUCGAGAACCUGUCCACUCUCUGCAACAUCUCGCUUGGUAGCAAGGUCUCUUACGCCAACGUUCGUGCUUUCCAGAACAUGAUCAAGGAGAUUGAUCUUGUUGAGCUCAUUGUGCGCCGUGCCUGCGCCAAGAGCCCUGAUGGCAAGAUCACCAGGACCGAAUUCCUCAACCAGGCCGCCAAAAUCACUCGAUUCUCCCUUUUCACCCCCAUGGAGGCUGACAUUCUCUUCCACUUUGCCAGUCUUGAUGAGCCCUCCGGCCGCCUGGGCCUUUCUGAUUUUGCCAAGGUCCUUGAUCCGUCAUGGAGAAAUGCAAUCUACGAGACCGACGACUCUGCUCAGCGAGCUCUCGCCAACAGCGCCUCGACGGGCAAGGCGGCACUCAGUCGGGUUCUUGAGUCAAGCUACAAUUUCGCCUUGGGUAGCUUGGCUGGUGCCUUUGGUGCCUUUAUGGUUUACCCCAUCGACCUCGUCAAGACGCGCCUGCAGAACCAGAGAGGUGCUAGACCUGGUGAGCGUUUGUACAACAACUCAAUUGACUGCUUCCGGAAGGUGUGGAGAAAUGAGGGCCUUCGAGGACUGUACUCUGGUGUUCUGCCUCAGCUCGUUGGUGUUGCCCCCGAGAAAGCCAUUAAGCUGACGGUGAACGAUCUCGUCCGCGGCCAUUUCACCAACAAGGAGGGCAAGAUUUGGUAUGGCCACGAGAUUCUUGCUGGUGGUACAGCUGGCGCCUGCCAAGUUGUCUUCACCAACCCCCUUGAAAUCGUCAAGAUUCGCCUCCAGGUCCAGGGUGAGGUCGCCAAGACAGUUGAGGGAGCCCCCAGGAGAUCUGCCAUGUGGAUUGUCCGCAACUUGGGUCUUGUUGGCCUGUACAAGGGUGCUUCCGCCUGUCUCCUGCGCGACGUUCCCUUUUCUGCGAUCUACUUCCCUACCUACAGCCACUUGAAGAAGGAUUUCUUUGGUGAAUCGCCCACGAAGAAACUGGGUGUGCUCCAGCUUCUUACCGCAGGUGCCAUCGCUGGUAUGCCCGCCGCUUACCUUACGACACCAUGCGAUGUCAUCAAGACGCGGCUUCAGGUUGAGGCACGCAAGGGCGAGGCGACUUAUACCGGCCUCCGUCAUGCCGCCAAGACGAUAUGGAAAGAGGAAGGCUUCCGUGCUUUCUUCAAGGGUGGCCCUGCCAGAAUUUUCCGUUCGUCUCCCCAGUUUGGUUUCACCCUUGCUGCGUACGAAGUCCUGCAGAGCGUCAUUCCAUACCCCGGCAAGGCGGAGUCGGCAAAGGUUCACACCGGCGUCGGCGAGGCUGUUUCGACCCUGAGGGAGAAGCUGGACACCAGUCCUUUUGCUCGCAGCCGCAACGCGCUCAAGAUCAUCCUUGAUAUCGACGAAGAUUUUGGCAAGGUCAAGGUGCCUAGUCAAGAGACCUGGAAGAAGUUGCCCCCUUUCAUGCAGGCUAAUGGAAACACAUCCGCAUGA